CACUUCUCACACUGCCUCAUUUGUGGUAUGAAAACUUGUUCUCAAUUUUCCUGUGUUGUGCAUAAUCAGAUUGGACGGACAGCUGAUCAUUUGUUUGAGUUGGCUUCACACUUCAGCGUUUUCUAUCCAGUGCUGGCAGCUGAUCAUGGCUACAACCACCCCUGAUGUCGCUAUUUUCAAUUGCAGUGACAAUUUGAGCACAACGGCUAUACCAGACAGGACUGCAUCAUCCUUGCCUCAUAGCACCACCGAAGAUUACUAUGCCUACCCUGAGGGGGACUUUGGGAUGUGCGUUUACGAGCGUCAUGGGGCCAAGUUUCUUCCUGCCCUCUUCUCCAUCUUCUGCCUCCUGGGUCUUCUUGGUAACUCUCUUGUCAUCUGCGUCAUUGCAUGUGGGGUGCGACUCCGUAGUAUGACUGACGUGUGCCUUCUUAACCUGGCCAUUGCUGACUUUCUCUUGGCGUGCUCCCUUCCCUUCCUAGCCCACCAAGCCUGGGACCAGUGGUUAUUCGGAGAUACUAUGUGCAAGGUCGUCUUGGGCAUUUAUCAUAUUGUUUUUUACUGUGGGAUUUUUUUUGUCUGUCUAAUGAGCAUUGACAGGUACUUGGCUAUAGUUCAUGCUGUUUACGCUAUGAGAGUACGGACAGGGUCCUGUGGACUGAUUGCAGCUGCUGUUACAUGGGUGGCUGGAUUUUUGGCUUCUUUCCCUGACUUGAUCUUUCUCCAACAGCAAACUAAUGUUGGUAUGUCUAACCGUAAUUACUGCUUCCCUGUAUAUCCCAAAGCUGCUUUCAAUAAUACCAGUUCUUUCAACCCCCACUUCUGGAGGCUCUUUAGUAUUUUUAAAAUGAACAUUUUGGGUCUAUUUGUCCCAGCUAUCAUCAUGGGAUUCUGCUACUCACAGAUUGUCUGGCGGCUACUGUUCACUCAGUCAUCCAAGAGACAGACCAUCCGUUUAAUUUUCAUAGUGGUGUCUGUUUUCUUCUGCUGCUGGGUCCCCUACAAUGUUGCAUUGUUAUUCAAAGCACUAGAGCUACUGAAUAUCUAUCUAGAAUGCGAAAGCAGCAAAGCCAUCACACUGACUUUACAAGUCACUGAGGCCAUUGCCUACUCUCACAGCUGCCUCAAUCCCAUCCUGUAUGUGUUUGUUGGGGAGAAGUUCAGGAGGCACCUGGUGAGGUUGAUAAACAGGGCUUCCUGCAGACUGUGUCAGAUGAUCAGGGUCUACAUACCUCAGGAAAGACAAAGCUGGUCAGUUUACUCACAAACCACUAGCAUGGAUGAGAGGAGUACAGCUGUGUGAAGUGGGGAUGUGCAGGAUGUGGUAUGUUUGCUUGUUACAUCUAUCUUUAUCAUUUCCACAAUGAGGACAUGUCCCCUAAAGUCAAAAAAAGGUUAUUCUGAGUAAUUUUUACUUUUUAAUAGGGUCUUAUGAUGUUUUAUUUUUCAAUACAGUUACAUAUUUUUUUAUGAUUCAUAAUUUUGUUUUCCUGCUUAAUCACAUACUGGCUGAAGCUGAAAAAAAAAAACAAAACAAAAAAAAAACAAACCAACAAAACCUUAGAUACUGACCAUUACCUUGUAUUCAAUCAAGGCACAUGCCAUUCUGAAAAGUGAAACAAAUUUUUACUUAUCUUUGACCAGUCUCACAUAUGCAUGUGUAGUGUGUAUCACAUUACUGCAGAGCAAAAUGUCCUUGAUGCAAUGUUAGUAUUAUAAGUUUCACAGCCUCUGUAGCAAGUGCUUUGCACAUUACCCCAACCCAGAGAAAACCACAACUAAAACGGAAGUAGCUAAACUGUCAUUUUAACCUUUGCAAUCUGUGGUGCACAUCUGAGCAUUUUACUAUAACACUUUGAAAAUGUUGUAUUAUGCUUUCUGAUAUUAGCCAGCAUUGAACAAAAACAGGUCAUUUUCUAAAAACUUCUAAUCUAGUCUUGAGGCAGAAUGAAGAGAUAAAUUAAUUAACAUACUUUAUGUAAAAAAUCCCAAAAUUAAAUUUUAUUCAUUCUAAGUAUCCCAUCCAACUCACAGUCCACUAACAGUGGACCAUGUGAACAGUUUAAUAAUGGGAAGUGUUUUGAAUUUACAUCACCUAAAGGACUGAAAACUCAAUGGGCAAGCAAAAGGUGGAAGUGAUCUACAAUCUGUUCCAGUAACUUUAGUUCCUCAUUGCAUGUCUUGAAAUGGUUUCUAUCAUUACUGUAGCUAGUUACUCUACUUGUGCUUGUCAUAUUUAUUGAGGACAUUGACAAAGAUCCUUUUUCUUUUUUUUAAAUUUGUAUUCAACAGUAACAUCAUCCCUUGAGUCAGGGACAAAUUUAAAGUGAUGUACUCUUGUAGAUAAAGAUGGGUGACAGAUUUGAAGGGAAAUAAAGCAGCAACUUCAACAUCCCCUUCUCUGGCCCUGCACUUCCUCUCUGUAGCUGUGCUGUCACCAUCACAAAGACAUAAUGUCAACCAAAUAUUCUUUUAAAAGAAAACCACUGUCAGAGAAACCACGGUGAUACGUGCAGCCUGAAUGUUCCAACAUAAGCAAGAUCUUUUUGUACUGCCAUGUUAAAUAUUUAUGUAUCAUGUUGUCCUUAAUAUAUAUAUAUAUACAUAUGAAACUAUAU
Molecule: messenger RNA, 2618 nt
Organism: Toxotes jaculatrix (banded archerfish)
Lineage: Eukaryota; Metazoa; Chordata; Actinopteri; Toxotidae
Gene: ccr8.2
Product: cabz01093075.1
Exons: 3
Coding region: 146-1303 (385 amino acids)
Biological process (GO): G protein-coupled receptor signaling pathway; chemotaxis; immune response
Cellular component (GO): membrane
Molecular function (GO): chemokine receptor activity
Source: RefSeq, a predicted model, not a curated record